This is a messenger RNA of Coregonus sp. 'balchen', 21115 nucleotides long. The record is from the annotation of a GenBank genome assembly. Lineage: Eukaryota; Metazoa; Chordata; Actinopteri; Salmoniformes; Salmonidae.
GUUCACCUGGGUUACGUAAAUUCCAAUAAACUCUCUAGCCUAUGUCUACCUAUUAAAACUUUAGGCCCUCCCUCUCAAGUAGGGCGACCUAGUUAGAAUGGGCAAGCGCUCUCUAUAAACUCCAUGCUAGUUCUUCAAUCAUUGCAAAUGUGUCUGACUCGAACAGCCUCCUGUUGAAACACUUUCCCUGUUUCCCAUAGGACGCUGUCAUUGGAUUAGUUCUAUUAUCCAGACAGGAGUGCCAUCCCUACUCCCGGUACUUCAGACUAAGGCUUGCUGACUGUCAAGGUUGUCCACCGGCACCGCACUGCCACCUACUCGACCGGACCUGCAAAUUGGCUUGAUUGUGUGCUCAGGACGCAACGAUGGGGAAGGACGACGCAAGAGCAGAGUGGGACAAUCCCAUGCAAUUUGUCCUGGCGUGUAUAUCAUACGCGGUUGGACUGGGAAAUGUGUGGCGUUUUCCAUACUUGUGUCAAAUGCAUGGCGGGGGUAAGCAAUAUUUAUUUAUUUAUUUAUUUAUUGUUUUCCGACAACAGGUGCAGCGCAGAGCCUAAUUUCGGGUUUCAUCCAUAAUAUAUUGUAAAUUUAGGCCCACAGUUAUUUUUGAUUAAAUAUCGAACUGCAAUAUUUGACACUGUUUAAAAUUAAUGAAUACAAUUAGUGUUUACUGAUUGAAAGUUGUAAUGUAGGCUAUAUGAAUAGCCAGUCAGUGGCCCAAUUUAUUCACCUUUAUCCAUGCGCAAUGGCGCACUGAUCUUGUGCGGUUGUAGAAUGGGUUAGUUAUUAUUUUACCCUGGGUGAAACGUUAUCAGUUUAUUAUCCAUUUACAGGGAAUCUGAAAGCUUACCAUAUGGUUGUUAAACAUUUCUAAUGAGUGAAGGUGUUACUGUGCAGCCUUUUGUUUUCUUCCUCUAAAAGUUAAUGGUGCAGGAAAUUUGCAAUGGUUUUUGAAAAAUUCUCUCACUUAGUUGUUAGUUCAAUUAAUAUUUUUCAUAUUCCUCCCCAUAAGUCACUGAGAACAUUUAGUCCACUCAAAAACAGAGGGUAUGCAUGUACCAAAGCCCAUACAUAAAGGAGCUUUUAAAAGCACACGCAUAAAAUAACUUUCCACUCCAAGUUUGGAUUGAUACAGAGCCCACUUUUAACCCUUAACACGCCCCGUUGUUUGUCACAGAAUAACAAUGGAUCAGCAUUUGCUUUUGUAUUUCGCUUUUAAUGGUCUCAACUGAUUACAAAGUUUUACAAUUAGUAGCCUAACAGUCAACAGGUGUUUAUGUUGUGUUCUUCCAUUCAUAGAUUCCUAGAAAAUGUUCACAUACAGGAGACUCCUUGAUGCCUCGGUUGCUUUAAGGCCCAUAUGUCCAUUCCAUAAAUACAGAUGUGGUAUGCUAGUAGAGUUAUUGUGUAUUUAUUAUUGUAGAGUUAUUGCCUUAAUGUAAUUGUCCAGUAAAAAAAAAAAAAUCAAAGUUAAUAUUCUGUUAACUCAUACCCAUAUAAUGUUGUUGUCUCGUCCUAUACUCGUAUUUGUGUCCAAAGCAUAAAUUGGAUAAACAAAAACACUUCAAAAACCCCAACUCAAACUUGUAUCUCAAACAGUCAGUUUAAAAAAUGCUUGCUAUUUCCUCAUCGAGUAUCAAAUCAAUCAAAUCGACAACAAAAAAUGUCACAUCCUUCGUACACAACAGGUGUAGACUAACGGUGAAAUGCUUACGGACCCUUCCCAACAAUGCAGAGAGUAAUAACAAGAGGAAUAAAUACACAAUGAGUAACGAUAACUUGGCUAUAUACACAGGGUACCAGUACCGAGUCGAUGUGUAGGGGUACGAAGUAAUUGAGAUAGAUAUGUACAUAUACAGUGGGGAAAAAAAGUAUUUAGUCAGCCACCAAUUGUGCAAGUUCUCCCACUUAAAAAGAUGAGAGAGGCCUGUAAUUUUCAUCAUAGGUACAGGUCAACUAUGACAGAAAAAAUGAGAUUUUUUUUCUCCAGAAAAUCACAUUGUAGGAUUUUUAAUGAAUUUAUUGGCAAAUGAUGGUGGAAAAUAAGUAUUUGGUCAAUAACAACAGUUUCUCAAUACUUUGUUAUAUACCCUUUGUUGGCAAUGACACAGGUCAAACGUUUUCUAUAAGUCUUCACAAGGUUUUCACACACUGUUGCUGGUAUUUUGGCCCAUUCCUCCAUGCAGAUCUCCUCUAGAGCAGUGAUGUUUUGGGGCUGUCGCUGGGCAACACGGACUUUCAACUCCCUCCAAAGAUUUUCUAUGGGGUUGAGAUCUGGAGACUGGCUAGGCCACUCCAGGACCUUGAAAUGCUUCUUACGAAGCCACUCCUUCGUUGCCUGGGCGGUGUGUUUGGGAUCAUUGUCAUGCUGAAAGACCCAGCCACGUUUCAUCUUCAAUGCCCUUGCUGAUGGAAGGAGGUUUUCACUAAAAAUCUCACGAUACAUGGCCCCAUUCAUUCUUUCCUUUACACGGAUCAGUCGUCCUGGUCCCUUUGCAGAAAAACAGCCCCAAAGCAUGAUGUUUCCACCCCCAUGCUUCACAGUAGGUAUGGUGUUCUUUGGAUGCAACUCAGCAUUCUUUGUCCUCCAAACACGACGAGUUGAGUUUUUACCAAAAAGUUAUAUUUUGGUUUCAUCUGACCAUAUGACAUUCUCCCAAUCCUCUUCUGGAUCAUCCAAAUGCACUUCAGACGGGCCUGGACAUGUACUGGCUUAAGCAGGGGGACACAUCUGGCACUGCAGGAUUUGAGUCCCUGGCGGCGUAGUGUGUUACUGAUGGUAGGCUUUGUUACUUUGGUCCCAGCUCUCUGCAGGUCAUUCACUAGGUCCCCCCGUGUGGUUCUGGGAUUUUUGCUCACCGUUCUUGUGAUCAUUUUGACCCCACGGGGUGAGAUCUUGCGUGGAGCCCCAGAUCGAGGGAGAUUAUCAGUGGUCUUGUAUGUCUUCCAUUUCCUAAUAAUUGCUCCCACAGUUGAUUUCUUCAAACCAAGCUGCUUACCUAUUGCAGAUUCAGUCUUCCCAGCCUGGUGCAGGUCUACAGUUUUGUUUCUGGUGUCCUUUGACAGCUCUUUGGUCUUGGCCAUUGUGGAGUUUGGAGUGUGACUGUUUGAGGUUGUGGACAGGUGUCUUUUAUACUGAUAACAAGUUCAAACAGGUGCCAUUAAUACAGGUAACGAGUGGAGGACAGAGGAGCCUCUUAAAGAAGAAGUUACAGGUCUGUGAGAGCCAGAAAUCUUGCUUGUUUGUAGGUGACCAAAUACUUAUUUUCCACCAUAAUUUGCAAAUAAAUUCAUUAAAAAUCCUACGAUGUGAUUUUCUGGAUUUUUUUCUUCUCAAUUUGUCUGUCAUAGUUGACGUGUACCUAUGAUGAAAAUUACAGGCCUCUCUCAUCUUUUUAAGUGGGUGAACUUGCACAAUUGGUGGCUGACUAAAUACUUUUUUUCCCCACUGUAGGUAGGGCAAGUGACUAGGCAACAGUAUAGAUAAUAAACAGUAGCAGCAGCGUAUGUUAUGAGUCAAAAGAGUUAGUGAAAAGAGGUCAAUGCAGAUAGUCUGGGUAGCUAUUUGGUUAACUAUUUAGUAGUCUUAUGGCUUCCAUAAGAUACAGACUUGGUACAGACUUGGUGUAUCGGUACCACUUGCCGUGCGGUAGUGGAGAGAACAGUCUGUGACUUGGGUGGCUGGAGUCUUUGACAAUUUUUAGGACGUUCUUCUGACACCACCUGGUAUAGAUGGCAGGGAGCUCAUCCCCAGUGAUGUACUGGGCCGUACGCGCUACCCUCUGCAGGGCCUUGCGGUCAGAUGCCAAGCAGUUGCCAUACCAAGCAGUGAUGCAGCCAGUCAAGAUGUUCUCAAUGGUGCAGCUAUAGAACCUUUUUAGGAUCUGAGGGUCCAUGCCAAAUCUUUUCAGCCUCCUGAGGGGGAAGAGGUGUUGUUGUGAUGUGUUGGUGUGUGUGGACCAUGUUAAUUACUUAGUAAUGUGGACACCUGAGGAACUUGAAGCUUUUGACCCGCUCCACUACAGCCCCUUCGAUGUGGAUGGGGGCAUGCUCAGCCCUCCGUUUCCUGUAGUCCACGAUAAGCUAAUUUGUCUUGCUGACGUUGAGGGAGAGGUUGUUGUCUUGGCACCACACUGCCAGGUCACUGACCUUCUUGCUAUAGGUAGUCUCAUCGUUGUUGGUGAUCAGGCCUACCACCGUCGUGUCGUCAGCAAACUUAAUGAAGGUGUUGGAGUCAUGUGAGUACAGGAGGGGACUAAGCACAUACUCCUGAGGGGCCCCCGUGUGUUGAGGGUCAGCGUGGCGGAUAUGUUGUAGCCUACCCUCACCACCUGGGGCCAGCCCGUCAGGAAGUCCAGGAUCCAGUUUCAGAGGGAGGUGUUCAGUCCCAGGGUCCUGAGCUUAGUGAUGAGCUUGUAAGGCUCUAUGAUGUUGAACGCUGACCUGUAGUCAAUGAACAGUAUUCUCACAUAGGUGUUCCUCUUGUUCAGGUGGGAGAGGGCAGUGUGGAGUGCAAUAGAGUGCGUCAGCUGUGGAUCUGUUGAGGCGGUAUGCGAAUUGGAGUGGGUCCAGGGUGUCUGGGAUGAUGGUGUUGAUGUGAGCCAUGACCAGCCUUUCAAAGCAUUUCAUGGCUACAGAUGUGAGUGCUACGGGGCAAUAGUCAUUUAGACAGGUUACCUUGGCGUUCUUGGGCACAGGGACUAUGGUGGUCUGCUUGAAACAUGUAGGUAUUACAGACUGGGUCAGGGAGAGGUUGAAAAUGUCAGUGAAGACACCCGCCAGCUGGUCAGUGCAUGUUCUGAGUACGCAUCCUGGUAAUCCGUCUGGCCCCGCGGCUUUGUGAAUUUUAACCUGUUUAAAGGUCCUACUCACAUUCCCUACGGAGAGCGAGAUCACACAGUCAUCCGGAACUACUGGUGCUGUCAUGCAUGGUUCAGUGUUGCUUGCCUCGAAGUGAACAUAGAAGGCAUUUAGCUCCUCUGGUAGGCUUGCGUCACUGGGCAGCUCACGACUGGGUUUCCCUUUGUAAUCCUUGACAUCUGACGAGUGUCAGAGCCGGCGUAGUAGGAUUAGAUCUUAGUCCUGUAUUGACACUUGGCCUGUUUGAUGGCUCAUCAGAUGUCGUAGCGGAUUUCUUGUAAGUGUCUGGAUUAGUGUCCCGCCUCUUGAAAGCUGCAGCUCUAGCGUUUCUGUGUGUGGGGUAAAAGUGACCUAGAGUUUUGUUGACUCUAGUUGCACAGGUGACAUGAUGGUAAAAAUAAGGCAAAAUGGAUUUCAGUUUCCCUGCAUUAAAAUCACCGGCCACAAGAAGCGCCCUCUCUGGAUGUGGAUUUUCUUGUUUGCUUAUGGCCCUAUACAGAGCGUUGAGUGCGGUCUUAGUGCCAGCAUCGGUUUGUGGUGUAUGAUGUCAUACUAAUGAGUAGGGUGAGCUGGCCAAUCAGCAGUCUAGAGGAGGAUGAGCUGGCCAAUCAGUGGUCUAUUCGCAUUCAUAUUUUUAAUGACCGAUAUACACCCACACCAUUCUGUUGUUGGAGUAUGCCCACACCACCGGAGGUUGGUGGCACCUUAAUUGGGGAGGACGGGCUUGUGGUAAUGGCUGGAGCGGAAUAGGUGGAAUGGUAUCAAAAACAUCGAACACAUGGUUUCCAUGUGUAAAUAAUUGAAGUGUUUCAUUCCAAAAUGCUCUAUAUACAUUUUCUGAAAUGUUGGUAAAUUAGGUCUUAUUGUUUAAAGAAUUUAUGAAAGAGAUUGGUGUGUUAUUUCACCAUCUAAUCAGGGCAUGGGCUUGUUCAAUGACAGACAUGUAUUUGUUUAAAAUCUAUCACUUGAUGGUUUCAUUUAAGAGAAACAAAUAAUCCUGUUUUGUUGCAAAACGCGAGAAAUAAGUACUACUGCUAGGUUUUACACAGUUAAAUGUGACAAAUAACGAAACGUUUAAUAAAGAACUGUACAAAUGAUACAUUUGUGAAAUCAAUAUUAUUAUUUUUAAUUUAAAAAAUGAAUCACUAUAGUAAUGUGAGAUCUGUAUGUAAAAUGUUUACAUUUGACAUUAUAGUAAUCUCUUAUCCAGAGCGACAGUUAGUGCAUUAUGAUAGCUAGGUGAGACAACCACAUAUCACAGUGAAAUAUACAGGAUACGAACAUUCCAUUCCAACUAAACAAUGGAUACAUAGUGUUUUGCUAAUAAAAAAAAUAAAAAAAAUAAUACAUAUCUAAAAUAUAUUCAUAACAAAACGGAGAAAAGUAAUAUUUUACACACACACAUGAAGGUACCCAUAAGCAAUCAUGUUUUUGGUGAAAAAACACAAAUGUGAAAAAUGUGUGGAUAUAGCAUUUUGGAACGAAACUUCAAUUAUAGGUCAUAUUUCAUAGAAUUCUGGACACACUGGACAGUUACUUUAAGGCAAUGUCCCACCAACUUGACACUGACAGAGAUAAGAUGACGGAAGAAAAAUACACUUUAACUACCUCAUGAAAUUCUACCUCAUGAAAUUCUACCUCAUGAAAUGGUAUACCUUUGUUGUUCUACCUUAUAAAUUGUUCUACCCUUGUUGAUUUAAUAUUUGCAAGAAUGCAUGCCCCCCUUGAGGCGACUUGCAUGCCCCUAUGAGGCUCUGGUUUAGGAGAAGCUGCUCAAUACUCAUAAUCUACAUCAGGCUUACACGUAAUGACAGGAUUUCAAGCAUAUAGUCAUCAAAAUGACAUGUGUGACAACCAGUACAGCAUGAGUGUGGACAAAUGACAGGAGGUCCCAAAAAUGAUCAUAUUUACAAAAUGAAAUGUCCCUCUCAUUGUUAAAAGAUCGCAAGGUAAAACAGAAAGAUGGGACAUUAGGGGUUAGGGGUCUUGCAUAAACAUAUUGAGGACCCCCUUAAGUUCUAUAUUAUGUUAUCAUUGCAUUGUGCAUUUUGUAUUUUACAGUGUUUAAAAAAAUAAUUUGGCAGAGUGUAAAUAAUCACCUGAUACACAUUACAAUAACAUGAUUUUACAAUCAUGUUUUUCUUGUGCAACAACUUGAGGAAUCUGAGAUCACAGUACAGGAAAAGCUAUUUAUUCCAAUACUUCCAACUAUUCCAACUUCCAUCUAAUCCUUAUCCGAUUAUACAAGCUGUUUCUGUGUGAACACUCAUUCACAAGGGUUCAUUACAAUCAAAGGAAGGUAGCAUGAAGCAUCUGAGAGCUAGAAGCAUGGAAUCUUCCAUCUAACUGCUAAAUUAGGGACAAUUACAUGCAAUUUUUUACCACUAUGUUCACCCACUGAAUUAAUUAAUUAAUUAAUUAAUGAACGGACGGAUGGAUGGACGAGUGAAUUAAUGAAGGAGUGAAUAAAUGAAUUCCAAAACGGUUCCAAGCCAUUACCUGGUGCAGUGACUGACCCGUCUCUAGACUCGCUUUGACCUUGUGUUUGUGUCACUGAGCAUGUCCCCAAGCUCCACUGUCGCCCUCACCCACUGCCCCCUUCACUCCCUGCCCCCCUGCCUGCUUACUGUAAUUACUGUCAACGACUUAGACUAGCAGGCUGGAAAUCACAGGAGACAGGUCACUUUGACCCAGGCCAGACAGUUUUUUGUGUGAUUCCUAUGAAUACUGAGAAAGCCAGAGAGAACAGAACCCAGUAGAAACAUGAAUGAAGCUUUGUUUAGAUGUUAGACCCUUGAUCAAAGAAUAGUGAAGGAAGCACUGUACUGCACUGCACCCUUUCUUUCCAUUAAUAUAUAGGGAGAAGAAAUAUGCAACAGAAUACAAGGACCGAGACCACAUUCAUUAUGUAAAUAAAAUAGAACUAUUAAGAAUGAGAACACAUUUUCUGGGUGUCAUGUGAAUCUGAAGCUCAGUGCAUUACCUUAUAGAUCAUGUGUGUGUGUUUGUCUCUGCUACUGCAGGUAUUGUACAAGUGGGUUUCUUUUGUGUGUUUUGAAUGGUAAAAUAUACUGUAUGUGUGUCCUUUUUCUGUCCUCAGGUGGCUUCCUGAUCCCAUACAUGCUCAUGCUGGUCCUGUUGGGUGUACCCUUGUUCUACAUGGAGUUAGCCAUUGGCCAGAAGAUGCGUCUGGGCAGCAUUGGAGCAUGGAGAGCUAUUAGCCCCUAUCUGGGGGGAGUGGGUGAGUACUGAAUAUAUACAGUACCAGUCAAAAGUUUGGACACACCUACUCAUUCCAGGGUUUUUCUUUAUUUUUACUAUUUUCUGCAUUGUAGAAUAAUAGUGAAGACAUCAAAACUAUGAAAUAACACAUAUGGAAUCAUGUAGUAACCAAAAAAGUGUUAAACAAAUCGAAAAAUAUUUUAUAUUUGAGAUUCUUCAAAGUAGCCACCCUUUGCCUUGAUGACAGCUUUGCAUACUCUUUGCAUUCUCUCAACCAGCUUCAUGAAGUAGUCACCUAGAAUGCAUUGCAAUUAACAGGUGUGACUUGUUAAAAGUUAAUUUGUGUAAUUUCUUUCCUUCUUAAUGCGUUUGAGCCAAUCAGUUGUGUUCUCACGAGGUAGGGUGGUUAUACAGAAGAUAGCCCUAUUUGGUAAAAGACCAAGUUCAUAUUAUGGCAAGAACAGCUCAAAUAAGCAAAGAGAAACGACAGUCCAUCAUUAAUUUAAGACAUGAAGGUCAGUCAAUCCGGAAAAUGUAAAGAACUUUCAAAGUUUCUUCAAGUGCAGUUGCAAAAACGAUCAAGCGCUAUGAUGAAACUGGCUCUCAUGAGGACCACCACAGGAAAGGAAGACCCAGAGUUACCUCUGCUGCAGAGGAUAAGUUCAUUAGAAUAACUGCAUCUCAGAUUGCAGCCCAAAUAAAUGCUUCUUGGAGUUCAAGUAAUAGACAUAUCUCAACAUCAACUGUUCAGAGGAGACUGCGUGAAUCAGGCCUUCAUGGUCGAAUUGCUGCAAAACAAACACUACUAAAGGACACCAAUAAAAAUAAGAGACUUGCUUGGGCGAAGAAACACGAGCAAUGGACAUUAGACCAGUGGAAAUCUGUCCUUUGGUCUGAUGAGUCCAAAUUUGAGAUUUUUGGUUCCAACCGCCGUGUCUUUGUGAGACGCAGAGUAGGUGAACGGAUGAUCUCUGCAUGUGUGGUUCCCACCGUGAAGCAUGGAGGAGGAGGUGUGAUGGUGUGGGGGUGCUUUGCUGGUGACACAGCAUUCUGCAGCGAUACGCCAUCCCAUCUGGUUUACGCUUAGUGGGACUAUAAUUUGUUUUUCUACAGGAUAAUGACCCAAAACACACCUCCAGGCUGUGUAAGGGCUAUUUGACCAAGAAGGAGAGUGAUGGAGUGCUGCAUCAGAUGACCUGGCCUCCACAAUCACCUGACUUCAACCCAAUUGAGAUGGUUUGGGAUGAGUUGGACCGCAGAGUGAAGGGAAAGCAGCCAACAGGUGCUCAGCAUAUGUGGGAACUCCUUCAAGGCUGUUGGAAAGGCAUUCCAGGUGAAGCUGGUUGAGAGAAUGCCAAGAGUGUGCAAAGCUGUCAUCAAGGCAAAGGGUGGCUACUUUGAACAAUCUCAAAUCUAAAAUAUAUUUUGAUUUGUUUAACACUUUUUUGGUUACUACAUGAUUCCAUAUGUGUUAUUUCAUAGUUUUGAUGUCUUCACUAUUAUUCUACAAUGUAGAAAAUAGUAAAAAUAAAGAAAAACCCUUGAAUGAGUAGGUGUGUCCAAACUUUUGACUGGUACUGUAUAUAUAUCAUUUAUUUAUUUAUUAUUAUUAAUAAUACUUUUUUGGACAGAGGACACUGCACAUAGAGUGCUGCACAUGUAUGGGUGCACACUGCCAUUGAAAAAAGUACAUAAACUUGCCUAUAAUUUAUCACACACAUAUUUAAAUAUAUGGUUUUGUUACAUUUAGGCCAGUACUACUGUGUCAAAUGUACAGUGUUGGGGAAGCUAAAUAUAGUUUAUAGUUUAAGCUACCAAUAUAUAGUUUACUUAACUAAAGUUACUUUGAAAAAGUAGUUCACUACAUACAAACUACUUUGUGAAAAAUUACCAUAUGUAAAUCUGAAAUGUCAUCGAUUACAAAUUGCAAGAACAGUUCACUUUGGGGUCUUUUGUUAACAAAAUGUGUAAUUUAGCCUAUUAAACACAAAAAUGAUGUUUCAAGUGAGAAUUAGGCAGGUCUGAAGAAAGGAAAGUAUUGUCUACUUCACCCAUAUUUUCUAUUCUUUUUGCAAAAAAUGUAGUGUGUAGUUCCAGUAGUUAACUACACCACUACCUGGCAAAUAAGUAAUUAACCAGAGGGUUCUACAUGGAAACCAAAUGGGUUCAACCUGGAACUAAAAAGGGUUCUACCUGCAACCAAAAAGGGUUCUCCUAUGGGGACAGCCGAAGAACCCUAAAAUGUAAGCUACUGUAAAAAGUAAUUAAAUUACUAGUUGAAUUACAUGUAGUUUACUUCUCCCCAACACUGCAAAUCUAUUUCAACAACCAAAUAAAAGUAUCCUCAUCAAAGAUGCAAAUGAGAUAUUAUCUGCUUAUAGUUUAAAUAGAUAUGUUCUUCUCUCUGCUGGUUCCAGGUCUGGCCAGUGUUGUGACCUCCAUGUACCUAUGCCUCUAUUACAAUGUCAUCAAUGCAUGGAGUUUCUGGUACCUCUUCCAUUCAUUCCAGGUUAGUUCCAGUCUCACAAUGGCAAAAUUAUAUUUAUUUUCGAUAGAGCAAUUCAAAGUAUUUGACCUGCAUUCAGAUGUAUGAUGUGAUCAUAAAAUGUAGACAAUCUUCAAUAAGUUGUUACAAUCUUAUUACAAGCUGUAUCAACAGGCUCACUCAGCUUUGAGGACAGACUAUUGGUGUUGUGCAGACUGUUUUGUUUGGAUCUUUAGAAGAUGCAAUUCUUUGUUCUAUUUCUAUCUGUAACGUCCUGUGCCUGACCUGACCUGUGCUGUUUCCUCCCACUCUGCUCCAGUCGGUCCUGCCAUGGGCAGAGUGCCCGAUUAACAGCAACCUGACCGGCCCUGUGGAGGAAUGUGAGCGGGCCACGCCCACCCAGUACUUCUUCUACAGAGAGACCCUGGACAUUUCCGGGUCCAUCGAGGAGAACGGAGGGAUCCACAUGGGACAGGCGCUCUGCCUCCUGCUGGCCUGGAUGAUUGUCUACCUGUUCAUCGUCAAGGGGGUCAAGUCCACCGGGAAGGUGAGAGGUCAGAGGUCAGCUCGGUAACGAUGGACAGGGUCAAGACAGUUAUGGCACCCUUAUGUCAUGCAAGCUGCAGAUCUAGUGGAUGUAGGUCACUAUUGUCUCCUAUGUCAUAAGGUACAGUGAGGGAAAAAAGUAUUUGAUCCCCUGCUGAUUUUGUACAUUUGCCCACUGACAAAGAAAUGAUCAGUCUAUAAUUUUAAUGGUAGGUUUAUUUGAACAGUGAGAGACAGAAUAACAAAAAAAAAAUCAAGAAAAACGCAUGUCAAAAAUGUUAUAAAUUGAUUUGCAUUUUAAUGAGGGAAAUAAGUAUUUGACCCCCUCUCAAUCAGAAAGAUUUCUGGCUCCUAGGUGUCUUUUAUACAGGUAACGAGCUGAGAUUAGGAGCACACUCUUAAAGGGAGUGCUCUUAAUCUCAUCUUGUUACCUGUAUAAAAGACACCUGUCCACAGAAGCAAUCAAUCAAUCAGAUUCCAAACUCUCCACCAUGGCCAAGACCAAAGAGCUCUCCAAGGAUGUCAGGGACAAGAUUGUAGACCUACACAAGGCUAGAAUGGGCUACAAGACCAUCGCCAAGCAGCUUGGUGAGAAGGUGACAACAGUUGGUGCGAUUAUUCGCAAAUGGAAGAAACACAAAAUAACUGUCAAUCUCCCUCGGCCUGGGGCUCCAUGCAAGAUCUCACCUCGUGGAGUUGCAAUGAUCAUGAGAAUGGUGAGGAAUCAGCCCAGAACUACACAGGAGGUUCUUGUCAAUGAUCUCAAGGCAGCUGGGACCAUAGUCACCAAGAAAACUAUUGGUAACACACUACGCCGUGAAUAUAAGUGUCUGGAACUCUAUCGGAGGGAUGCAACACCAUUCUUACACGAGAAAUUCCAUAAUUUUGUGUUUUGUUGAUGGUGGUGAAAACGCUGUCAUAGGCGCCGCUUGCAGAAUCUCCCAUAAGUGUUUAAUUGGGUUGAGAUCUGGUCACUGAGACAACCAUGGCUUAUGGUUUCCAUCGUUUUCAUGCUCUUCAAACUAUUCAGUGAACCCUCAUGCCCUGUGGAUGGGGGCAUUGUCAUCCUAUGGGGGAAUAGCCAUGGUAGCCAAAAUAAUGGCCUGCCCAGCAUGUUUAUACAUGACCCUAAGUAUUAUGGGAUGUUAAUUGCUUAAUUAACUCAGGAACCACACCUGUGUGAAAGCACCUGCUUUCAGUAUACUUUGUAUCCCUCAUUUAGUCAAGUAUUUCCAUUAUUUUGGCAGUUACCUGUAUCUUUACUGAGCAGAGGAAAACAGUCAGCUGAGAGGUGACCUCGAUAACAAAGAAAAGGGUCAAGAAAGUUCUUCGUAAUGGCGAGACAAGGUACAAACUGUUCAAGACUCUUAUAUGGUCAGAAAAUUGUCCAUCAAGGCAAUGGUGAAUAAAACAAUUAAAGUUUGUGGCUGCAGAGUUUGCUAACUCAGAAUGAUGGGGCAGGGGAAGGGGAAGCAGAUCCAAUGGAUCUUUACUGAACUGAGGAAAACAUCAGCUGAGAGAGUGAGGGGGCCUCAUAGGAAAGUUUUGAAAACCUUGGCCUACUUCAUUACAUAACUAUCUAGAGUGGGAGUCUCUGAGGAGACAAGCCAGGGUGAAAGUAAAGGAUACUGUGUCAACACAGACAGAGAACUGUUUUCUGGUCUGCUGUUCACAGUGGAUUCAUGGCAGGGCCGGCGUUAUGGGCGGGCCCUAGGGUGCCUGGCCCGCCCUGUCGUACCUCCUUGCCCAUCCGAAUAAAAUAUAGAAAUAUUAAUAAUUUAUUUGACCGAGACGCGCACUGACAGAAAGACGCAUCAAUCUCAGAUAAAGCAUCCGAGGAAGCGAAACAGCACCCCUCUGUCUCCGUAUGUGUAGACCAUGUAUUUGAUGCUGUCUAUACAAAAGGAGUAUGGCAUGUUUUACUUUUUCAGGCCAGACAGCAUCAGAUACAUGGGCAACAUUUUUACAUGUACAUUUUUACAUUUUAGUCAUUUAGCAGACGCUCUUAUCCAGAGUGACUUACAGUAGUGAGUGCAUACAUUUUCAUACUUUAUUUCCAUACUGGUCCUACAUAUAGUAAGACAGAGGCCGCUGUUUGCUUGCUAGUUUCAGCAGAGAGGAAGAGGCGACACAAGAGGGCUCACUCUCGCCAAACUCUGUCCUGAAUAAGCCCAAUGUGUUUCUAUGGGCAUAAUAUGCAGACCUAAGCUUGUCGCCUGCAUUCCUGCCUUUGGGACAACGACUCGCAUUGUUAGGGCGGAGACAUGAGAAUCUCUUCAUUAUAUACAAAUAUCUGGUUUCAGCCACUGUUCGGAUGCUGGCUUCCCCUAAAGUAAAUUGAUGUUUUGCCAAAAUUAAAUAAUUACUCCUGUCUAAAUGAAAUCAUUAAAAAUACUUUACCAGAGAGCUUGACUUAGCCACAUAGGAUCAUUAGCUUCUUCAUUUUUUAAACUAGCUGUGGAUUGUUUCAAAUCACAAGUGCAUAGGCUUAUAUCUCUCUCCAGAAUGCAUGUACUCAGCUCUCAAGAAUGUGCUCCAAUGUCUCCCAACAAUUCUUGAACAUUCAUUGUUUUAUUGUGCGAAUUGUUUGCCCUUUGAUUGUUUAUUUUGAUAAAUUCGCCAUUACAUACAGUAUGUAACCAGUAGGCCUAAUAAAGGUACCGUUAAUCCCCCGUCAUUUGGUUACAUACAUUUCUGUUAAUGCAUGUAUUACAGUCAUUUACCGUUCUCAUUCUUGGAGUGGAAACGUUUGCAGAGUUUACAACCUGCUACACUUCUGAGAAACAAGUUUUUGUUUAUUUUUUGUUUGGAGUGCUCCAUGUGAGCAAUUAGCAUGUGUAUGGUUUCUCUGUCAUAAUUUGAGGGAGUGCACAUGUCUGAGCACGCCAACCUGCUGAGUUGAUACAAUGUUGCACUUCACUGUGCUACGCCACUGGAAACAGGCAUAGUAGAGAGAUUAAUGCGAUUGAAAAAACAGAAUUUUCAACAGGAUAUUUUCUACAGUUUUUAUUUUACUUUGUUGACGAUGGAGGUUAUAGGUCUACUGCUGCAUUGGCCUAUAGGCUAUCUCUGAGUUCCAUGUGCUAAUUUCUUUAGCCGCCAAUGGAUCACAGUGUAUCAAUGUGUCCAUGUGGCAAAGGCUGGUGCUCUUGCAUUAGUUGCAGUUUAACUUUGAGAUUUGUAUUAUUUAAAUGAAACUGUUCCAUGAAAAAUAACUGGCACGCAGAUGGGUAGAAAUGGUAGGAUAAAUUGUAAGCUUCCCCAAACUUGAAACUCACAAGCUGUCUAUGAUCUUUAUUAUAACGCGCAAGCGCAUGCACACAGGAGGUCCCAUGAAAACUGAUUCGUUCUGAUUCGUUCUGGCACCGGCCCUGAUUCAAGGGGUUUUUGAUAUUGAUAUGAUCUCUCAUCUAAAAUGACCUAAAAGAGGUUCAUCAAAUCAAAUCACAUUUUAAUCGUCACAUGCUUUGUAAACAACAGGUGUAGAUUAACAGUGAAAUGCUUUCUUAUGGGCCCUUCCCAACAAUGCAGAGAGAAAUAAUAGAAAAGUAAUGACAUCGUUAUCAAUUGAUGGGAAGAUAUACACAAACAAGUUCACUUUCACCUACAACUUCACAGUAAAUUCAGCGAGCAAUGUUAUAAACCCGUGGGAAAAGUGUGCCAAAUCUGUGUUAGCAAACAGGGAAUCAGUGCAGCAUAGAUGAACUUUGACCCUGAAUCCUUCUGCUGUUUCUGCCCUCUCUAGGUGGUGUACUUCACAGCCACCUUCCCCUACCUGGUCCUCAUCAUCUACCUCAUCCGUGGGGUCACCCUUCACGGAGCCAUCAACGGUGUCAAGUACAUGUUCACGCCUAAGGUAUGAAUGGUUAGAUGAAUGAAAUAACGUUAUUGAGCCCCAAUAACCUCUGUUUUCACAGCCAAGGUAUGGUGGCUCAUGGACAUUGUUCUGUUCUGUUUAAUCAUGCUUUACAUAUGUGUGUGUGCUACUAAUGUGUGUGUGUGUGUGUGUUUGCUGCCUCAGAUGGAACAGCUGGCCAACCCCACUACGUGGAUCAACGCGGCCACUCAGAUCUUCUUCUCUCUGGGCCUGGGCUUUGGAUCCCUCAUCGCCUUUGCCAGCUACAACCAGUACAACAACAACUUUGAGAAGCAGGCCAUCGUCGUGUCCAUGGUCAACAGUGGCACCUCCAUCUUCGCCAGUAUCGUCACUUUCUCCAUCUAUGGCUUCAAGGCCACCUUCAACUACGAGAGCUGCCUGGAGAGGUGAGGCCCUGGGUGGGGUCGCGGCCUGGUUGGUUUUCUCAUUGACUUUUGCAUUGAACUUUCAACUCAGAGUAGUAGGUGACACCAGUCAGCAGCACUCAGCAAGUAGAAACGUAAACAAUUCUAGGUCAAACAUAUACAAUUAAUUUAAUGUCUGUAGACUGUAGCAGUUUCUGCAGACAUACAGAUGGAACAGAUGGCAGGUGCUUGGACUUGGGAAGGCAUUAUAAUCUAGAUCAGCAAUGAGAGGAAAUGUAUAUGGGGCUAGACAUACUGUAUGCUUCAGAUCAGAAAUGCCCUUUCCAGUGGUGUAGCACAGCCAUUAAUAAUGUCAUAAGCCAUGGCAAAAUGUUUAGAAUGACAGGAAAUUAGCUAUAAAACUGCAAAAUCUUCUUUCAACCUCAUGGCAAAAUGCGUAGAAUAGCAGAAAAUGUGCUUUAAAACUGUAACAUUUUCUCUCAGCCUCAUAGCAAAAUGUGUAGAAUAGAAUGAUAUUAGCUAUAAAACAGUACAUGUUUCUCUCUGCCAGUGGUGUACCGCUAUAAAACAGCACAUGUUUCUCUCUGCCAGUGGUGUACCGCUAUAAAACUGCGCUACACCACUGGCCCUUUCAUGACACUGACAUUUCUCGUCUUCUCCCAGGGUGCGACUGCUGCUCCUGAACACCUUUGAUCUAGCAGAGGACACCAUCAGUCUGGAGAAUGUCAACCACUGGAUCGCUGAGCUGAACAGGACAUACCCAGAACAGUUUGCCAGUCUGGGAGGUAGGCUGGAGACCUGUGACCUAGAGGCUGAACUAGACACGGUAGGUAAUCAUGAUGACACACAACUCAAAUGAACUAAUAAACUCAAUAGAACUUAAUUUACUACCUCUCUUAGGGCUCGAUUCAAUCUGAAUCGGGGAAGUUCUGCGAUAUAGCGCGACUGAAAUUUAAAGGCAAUGUUCCCGUGUUCACGGAGACUGCAUUCAGGGUAAAUGCUGCAUAAAUCGACUCAAUCCGAUCUUACCUUUACAUUUCAACCGCACUACAGCGCAGAACUUCCACGAUAUGGAUUGAAUCGAGCCCUUAAUCUAACAAAAUACCUCUGGUUUCCUGCCAAUAUGUAAAGGCAAUAAAAACGUCUCUCACCAUUCUAUAAAUGUUUAAUCUUUUAGUCAUAGUUCAAAGUCACCUAUUCAACUUUAUUCGACUCUGUAGUGGUGGUAGUGAGAUGUGGCAAAUAUCAUUGGCUGUUGCAGUUACAAUUAAUGUUAAUAUUUAAUUGUCAAUGCUCUCCUGGAUUUUCCAUUUUGUCCAUUCCACUUAUGUUUCCAAUGGACAAAAGCAAAAAAUAAAACACUGACUUUAGCCACUUGAAUAAUAAAUUGCGCUAUGCAGGACUGAAUAUCCACUAAGCUCUCUCUCUCUCUCUCUCUCUCUCUCUCUCUCUCUCUCUCUCUCUCUCUCUCUCUCUCUCUCUCUCUCUCUCCCUCUCUCUCUCCCUCUCUCUCUCCCUCUCUCUCUCCCUCCCUCUCCCUCCUCUCAGGCUGUCGAGGGUACAGGCCUGGCCUUCAUAGUGUACAGUGAGGCCAUUAAGAACAUGCCCGUGUCUCAGCUGUGGUCUGUGCUCUACUUCAUCAUGCUCCUGCUGCUGGGCAUGGGCAGUAUGCUGGGCAACGUCAUCGCCGUCAUCACCCCCCUCAGUGACUUGAAGUUCAUCAACCGCUACAUGAGCACCAAAACACUCAAUGGUGAGAGAGAAGGGGUGAUGAGGAGGGUUGAGCUAAUGUGUGAACAUUAAGCUAGUUUUAGAGUUGAGGUUGAGGGUAAGAAUUGAGCUAAGGUGUGAACAUGAAGCUAGGGUUAGGGUUGACUCGGGCAUGUCUUGUUCUUUAGGUUGGUGUGUCUGUUCUGCCUGCUGCUUGAGUUAGGUGUGUGUGUGUACAGUGAGGGAAAAAAGUAUUUGAUCCCCUGCUGAUUUUGUACGUUUGCCCACUGACAAAGAAAUGAUCAGAAAUGAUCAGUCUAUAAUUUUAAUGGUAGGUUUAUUUGAACAGUGAGAGACAGAAUAACAACAAAGAAAUCCAGAAAAACGCAUGUCAAAAAUGUUAUAAAUUGAUUUGCAUUUUAAUGAGGGAAAUAAGUAUUUGACCCCUCUGCAAAACAUGACUUAGUACUUGGUGGCAAAACCCUUGUUGGCAAUCACAGAGGUCAGACGUUUCUUGUAGUUGGCCACCAGGUUUGCACACAUCUCAGGAGGGAUUUUGUCCCACUUUGCAGAUCUUCUCCAAGUCAUUAAGGUUUCAAGGCUGACGUUUGGCAACUCGAACAUUCAGCUCCCUCCACAGAUUUCCUAUGGGAUUAAGGUCUGGAGACUGGCUAGGCCACUCCAGGACCUUAAUGUGCUUCUUCUUGAGCCACUCCUUUGUUGCCUUGGCUGUGUGUUUUGGGUCAUUGUCAUGCUGGAAUACCCAUCCACCACCCAUUUUCAAUGCCCUGGCUGAGGGAAGGAGGUUCUCACCCAAGAUUUGAUGGUACAUGGCCCCGUCCAUCGUCCCUUUGAUGCGGUGAAGUUGUCCUGUCCCCUUAGCAGAAAAACACCCCCAAAGCAUAAUGUUUCCAUCUCCAUGUUUGACAGUGGGGAUGGUAUUCUUGGGGUCAUAGUCAGCAUUCCUCCUCCUCCAAACACGGCGAGUUGAGUUGAUGCCAAAGAGCUCAAUUUUGGAAUCACCUGACCACAACACUUUCACCCAGUUCUCCUCUGAAUCAUUCAGAUGUUCAUUGGCAAACUUCAGACGGCCCUGUAUAUGUGCUUUCUUGAGCAGGGGGACCUUACGGGCGCUUCAGGAUUUCAGUCCUUCAUGGCGUAGUGUGUUACCAAUUGUUUUCUUGGUGACUAUGGUCCCAGCUGCCUUGAGAUCAUUGACAAGAUCCUCCUGUGUAGUUCUGGGCUGAUUCCUCACCGUUCUUAUGAUCAUUGCAACUCCACAAGGUGAGAUCUUGCAUGGAGCCCCAGGCCGAGGGAGAUUGACAGUUCUUUUGUGUUUCUUCCAUUUGCGAAUAAUCACACCAACUGUUGUCACCUUCUCACCAAGCUGCUUGGCGAUGGUCUUGUAGCCCAUUCCAGCCUUGUGUAGGUCUACAAUCUUGUCCCUGACAUCCUUGGAGAGCUCUUUGGUCUUGGCCAUGGUGGAGAGUUUGGAAUCUGAUUGAUUGAUUGCUUCUGUGGACAGGUGUCUUUUAUACAGGUAACAAACUGAGAUUAGGAGCGCUCCCUUUCAGAGUGUAAUCCUAAUCUCAGCUCGUUACCUGUAUAAAAGACACCUGGGAGCCAGAAAUCUUUCUGAUUGAGAGGGGGUCAAAUACUUAUUUCCCUCAUUAAAAUGCAAAUCAAUUUAUAACAUUUUUGACAUGCGUUUUUCUGGAUUUCUUUGUUGUUAUUCUGUCUCUCACUGUUCAAAUUAACCUACCAUUAAAAUUAUAGACUGAUCAUUUCUUUGUCAGUGGGCAAACGUACAAAAUCAGCAGGGGAUCAAAUACUUUUUUCCCUCACUGUAUGUGACUAACAGGUGUGUUGUCCCAUCCUACAUUUUACAUUUUUGUCAUUUAGCAGAUGCUCUUAUCCAGAGUGACUUACAAUUAGUGCAUUCAUCUUAAGAUAGCUAAGUGAGAUAACCACAUAUCACAGUCGUAGUGAGUACAUUUUUUCUCAAUAAAGAAGUUAUCAUCAAAGUCAGUGCUUGUAGGAAAAGAUAAGUGCACCUUUUCUUUUGGGGGGGGGGGGUGGGGGGUAAAACUGAGAUGUCUUAUUUAAGAUACUAUUGGAAGAGAUAGGGUUUCAGACAUUUUCGGAAGAUGGGCAGGGACUGUCUUAGCAUCGGGGGAAGCUGGUUCCACCAUUGGGGUGCCAGGACAGAGAGGAGCUUGGACUGGGCUGAGUGGGCCAAUCUUCUAGGUUUGGUGUGUGUAUGUGACUAACAGGUGUGUUGUCAUAUCCUGUAGGUCUGGUGUGUCUGUUCUGCCUGCUGCUUGGCCUGGGCUUCACCACCCGAUCUGGGAACUACUGGUUCACCAUGUUCAAUGACUAUGGAGCCACCUUCUCUCUGCUCUUCAUCGUCCUCAUCGAAGUUAUCACCGUCUGCUACAUAUAUGGCAUCAAAAGGUGUGUGUGUGUGUACAAUAUUGACAAUGAAGAAUGACUCAUUUCAGAAGCUUUCUAAGCAUCAUCACCUCAACUGUUCGAAAUCAGAAAAACUAACAUCUUGUUGUUCAGUACCUUAUCUCCAAGAAACAAUAGUUGAGCUGACAUUAUUUGAAACAGUUUCUACUCCAGAAUGUGUAGCCCUUACUGCAGUUUUGUUAGCAGCCAGUAGUUACAUCUUUAAAGUACCUCAUAAAAGUUGUAUUGUGUCCAGUAAUGCCAAACAAAACUUAGCAUAAUCAUCCACAAAUACCUCACAUUUCUUUCACACUGCUCUCAGGCUUUUGUGUUGGCUGUACUGUAGUUUUUUAAGUUGGGCUUGUACUGUUUAUUAAAAGCAAAAUGGCUUAUGAAGCAUAGAAGCAAUGUCCUUUGAAUGUUGAAGGAAUGUUGAAACUAAAAUACCAUGGUUGUCUUUUUCCCAUCCAAAAUAUAUGAAAGUAUUUUAAGGAAGGGAAAGGGGGAUACCUAGUCAGUUGCACAACUGAAUACAUUCAAUCAAAAUAUGUCUUCCGCAUUUAACCCAACCCCUCUGAUUUAGAGAGGUGCGGGUGGCUGCCUUAAUCAACAUAGUCAUCAUGUCAAUGCUCCUGCAACCUUUCCCUCUCCAGGUUUGAGAAGGAUGUAGAAGACAUGUUAGGUCAUCGUCUUAACUGGUACUGGAAGAUCAUGUUGGCAGGAGUCAGUCCCAUCCUUCUCAUCGCACUAUUCAUCUUCUACAUCAUCAACUACAUCCAGGGAGGAACGCCCACAUACCAGGCCUGGAACAAAGAACUGGUAAGACCUCUCUUUUUAUCUCCAAUAUCUUAUCAAUAACCCUGAUAUUACACUAACAAGCACAGCACUCGCCCAGAAAACUGGUAAGAUAAGAUAGUACUUUAUUAAUCCCCAAAGGGGGAUUUGAUUGUACCAGUCAUACAUGAAUGAAAGAAAAGCACUGGCACAGACUAUGCUGCUUCGGGUUUUAUUCAUGCACCCAGAUACAAUGUUAAUCCCUGCCUGUCCUGUUGUCUCCCUCUCCUCCAGGGGAAGUCUGUGGUGACGGAGUAUCCUCCCUACGCCCAAGCCUUCAUCGGCCUCCUCCUAGCCUCCUCUGUCUGCUGUAUCCCUCUGACGGCCCUCUACGCCUACUGUAAGAAGAGGAACCUGGCCAGUGGGAAGAGAGAGCGCACUGUCAGCACUGUGUCAGCGUAAAGACCGCCGUAUUGGUUGACAGACGGAGUGACACAAGGUAGAGCUGUUACAUUAGGGCUCUGAGACUGACUGGACCCGCUAGUUUUAGGAUCGACUGAUCGACAGCCUACCGUCCGUAUCAUGGUUGUCUUAACAGAACAGGACCUCAAGCCAAAGGCCCUCUUUCUCUCACCGGGGCAGGCUGGCUCGCCCGCUGUGCUGCUGGUGGACAGACUGGCAGACCUGUACCUAGCAUUAGGCCUAGUCGUCCUUUGGCAUCUAACACUUACUGGGAGAUAAUAGUGAACUUUUGUAUUUUGAUAUUUUGAUAUUUUAUCUUGUCAAUGGUUUAUUGCAUUGUUUGAAGGCCCAGUGCAUUCAAAA